This is a messenger RNA of Scatophagus argus, 3507 nucleotides long. It is a transcript of the gene ppp2r5cb, whose product is annotated as protein phosphatase 2, regulatory subunit B', gamma b. Gene Ontology annotation, cellular component: protein phosphatase type 2A complex; cytosol; nucleus. Bases 371 to 1948 code for a protein of 525 amino acids. The transcript is spliced from 14 exons. The record is from RefSeq and is a predicted model, not a curated record. Gene Ontology annotation, molecular function: protein phosphatase activator activity. NCBI's taxonomy places the organism in Eukaryota, Metazoa, Chordata, Actinopteri, Scatophagidae. Gene Ontology annotation, biological process: signal transduction; protein dephosphorylation.
CCUGACCUUAUUCUUACAUUUAAAUAACAAAACAGACUAAACUGACAGCAGAUCUGUGGUUGUGCUUUUAAAACUCUCGACAGAUAUAUGUAUGCUCUCGCUCCAGUGACAUUAACAGUCCCACCCCUUUUCCCUCAGCCCACCAGCCAAUCCCUUUCCUCAUGUUUAUGUAUUCUGACAUCCAGUCCAUGUGAUUGCAGCCAACCAAUCGGGCGGCUGCAGUGAGGUAUGACAUCACUAACUAGCUGGUUCCCUCCAGCAGCAGGGGAGCUUCAUUUUCUGCUCCGAGUGUUCGUGCUAAAAUGGAGGCUGGCUCCUCGCCUUAGCCUGGGCUGCUCUCUUCUUCCCUGUCUCCUGCCUCAGCUCACUAAUGUUGGCAUGUACUAGAGCUGCCAGUGGGAUGGUUCUGGAUGCACCGAGCUCCAAUGGGCCUUUCCAGCCUGUGGCCCUCGUGCAUUUUAGAGAUGUUCCCCCUGCAGAGCAGGAGAAGUUGUUCAUCCAGAAGUUGCGGCAGUGCUGCGUCCUAUUCGAUUUUGUCUCUGACCCACUGAGUGAUCUGAAAUGGAAGGAGGUGAAACGGGCAGCACUAAGCGAGAUGGUGGAGUACAUCACGCACAACAGGAACGUCAUCACAGAGCCCAUCUACCCAGAGGUGGUUCACAUGUUUGCUGUGAAUAUGUUUAGGACGUUGCCGCCAUCAUCCAAUCCCACAGGUGCAGAGUUUGACCCAGAGGAGGAUGAGCCCACACUUGAGGCAGCAUGGCCUCAUCUACAGCUUGUCUAUGAAUUCUUCCUGCGGUUCUUAGAGUCACCUGACUUUCAACCAAACAUAGCCAAAAAGUAUAUUGACCAGAAGUUCGUAAUGCAGCUCUUAGAGCUGUUUGACAGUGAAGACCCCAGGGAAAGAGAUUUUUUAAAGACCACUCUUCAUCGCAUCUAUGGCAAGUUCCUGGGGCUGCGAGCAUACAUUAGGAAACAGAUUAAUAACAUAUUUUAUAGGUUCAUUUACGAGACUGAGCAUCAUAAUGGAAUAGCAGAAUUAUUGGAAAUAUUAGGCAGCAUAAUCAAUGGAUUUGCAUUACCUUUGAAAGAAGAGCACAAGAUAUUCCUGCUGAAAGUUUUACUGCCACUACACAAAGUCAAGUCUCUUAGCGUAUAUCACCCACAGCUGGCCUAUUGUGUGGUACAGUUCUUAGAGAAGGAUAGCACCCUCACAGAACCGACGGUGAUGGCUUUGUUAAAGUACUGGCCAAAGACCCACAGUCCGAAAGAGGUAAUGUUCCUCAAUGAACUGGAGGAGAUCCUGGACGUUAUUGAGCCUUCGGAGUUUGUCAAAGUCAUGGAGCCCCUCUUCAGACAGUUGGCCAAGUGUGUGGCCAGUCCUCACUUUCAGGUGGCAGAACGAGCUCUGUACUACUGGAACAACGAGUACAUCAUGAGCCUGAUCAGUGACAAUGCUGCUAAGAUCCUGCCCAUCAUGUUCCCAUCCCUGUACCGCAACUCCAAGACCCACUGGAACAAGACCAUCCAUGGGUUGAUCUACAACGCUCUGAAACUCUUCAUGGAGAUGAACCAGAAGUUGUUUGAUGACUGCACCCAACAGUUCAGGGCAGAGAAAAGCAAAGAGAAAGCCAAAUGGAAAGAGAGAGAAGAUGCAUGGCUGAAGAUUGAGAAUCUUGCGAAAUCAAACCCGCAGUUUCUGAUGUACAUUGACUCGGGUGGCUCAGAUGCUACAAUGGACAUGGAGACUGAUGGGCCGCUGCUAGAUGACGUCAACAUGCUAAAGAAAACAGUAGAGGAGGAAGCCACACAGCUCCAAAAAGAUCAGCGUAAAGAGCGCCCGUUGAUGCGGAGGAAAUCAGAACUUCCCAGGGACAUCUGUACUGUCACAGCCUUGGAGAUGCACCGGAGAGCUGAGGACAUGUUGACAACACAUGAGGGCCACUAAGAGGCCAUCCCAGAUCCACUGUAAACCAGCAGAAGCAGCAUUCACCACAGAGGAACCACAGGCCCACAUAGGCCAGCACAACAACAGAACUGUGGUAUCUCAGUCCAGCCCAGCACAACACAGAACUUAACAGUCCCAACUCCACCUGACACAGAAAAUGUCUAAAGCCGCACAUCCAAGCCCGGUUUGGCUUUUGCGGGACAAGCGGUGCUCGGUCCCUAUUGACCCUGCCCCACCUCCAUGCUCUUUUACCUAACUGGUUGUUGUCCAGCAGAGAUGUCUGUGGUGCUGGAUGGUCCUGCAUGACCAUGACAUGCACUCCCUGAACUGCACCCAAGAUGCUAUACUCGGUGUGUCUCUUUUACCUCCCUGUUCUUUCUCUUUUCCUGUCCUCCUGUUGCUUUUUGUUUGGGGUGCUGUGCUGCCCCCUUCUGGUCAUUUCUCUCAGGUGUUCUGUGUGGGUGUGUGAGGUGUGAGCUGUCUUCUCUUCUUGCCUCUUCUUUGUAGAUGUCAGGUGCUUGUACAAAUAAUAUGAGCCCAACUGUAACCUCCCCAGAGAACGUCUCUGGUUUAAUGUUUUGUUUUCAUGUUAAGGCAUCAGUUGAUGAGAAAAUGUUGUUUCUAUAUAUGAUAUUAGCUAUUUUUCUCAUAAUGUUUUAACAAGACAGCUGUUUAUAUUUUUUCCUACAUAGUAUAUUAGGAGCUCCUCUUGGAGUCAAACACACUUUGUAUCAGUAAAACAGUUCUGUUUGGAGCUUGCUAUUUUUCUUUUUCCGUUAGCUGUGAAGAUUCAUUGAUCAUUCUGUUAAUCAGAACAGGAACAACUGGGACUCCCAGUAGAGCAUGUCUGGUACAAAAGUGUUACAACACAGGUCUGUGAUUCAAACAGUGCUGGCCUGACAGAGGUCCAGGUUCUGGGAUUUUCAAUGAACAUGUGUAGAAACAUAGUUUGGUGCCAACUUCUCUCAUUAAUUUAGUUCCUUUUCUUGAUUACCAUCACUUGUAGGAAGUAAGUUCACUCGGGUUGCACUGUGUAUCAACAGCUCAAACAACGGUCCAACAGUUGAUUACAUAGAGAGAUCCAUUUCACUGGUCCUUGGGACAAGUCCAGUCCGAGCCGGGCUUGCCACACAAGUUACAUGAGAGGUGAUUGUGGGAUUUAUUUUUAGUUGCCCGUUCACAUCCAGCUGUUGUAGGAGUGUGUUUUAACAUGGUCAUUGUUGCAGUCAUUCAUGUGAGACUUACGAGAGGUCAAAGAGGUGUGUUUGCUGAUCUGGGUUUUACGCAAUGUUGCAGUGUGUUGAGAAAAGUCAAACAGGGGCAGAAACAGCUGACGGUGACCGGUUUUUCUACUCUUCUCAAGUAAGACCCUUUUAUUUAUAAAACACUUAAUGUGAGAUUAGACUGCUUCAUAUAUGAGGUAUGUUUGAAGAGGUCAUUAAGCCUUUAUUUUUCACAGUGCCUUUUAUAGUGUAAGGGGAUAUUUGCUCAACUGAGAAUCGAGUAGUAGCAUGAACUGAAAUGCCAUAUCCAUUAAAAAAAAAAAAAAAAAAAAAAAA